AUAUUCUGACUAAGUAAUGCACAAGUCCCAUUUCAAAUCACGUUGUCAAAAGUUUCACAACAAAACCUUUGAGUUUUAAAUGUACCAGACAACGCGUACAGUCUCAAAUUUAAUGCAGGCUAACACAGUUUUGAACUAAGCGAGAAACCGAACUAACCUGUUGCGGUCGGGUUCCACCCGGGCAGCGGCCCAGCUGCUGUUGUCACAUAACGGGACUACUUCACUUUCAACCGAGACACAAACAGCUGGGUUUCUACUGCUUAGUAGACUGAAAUGGCCUCAGGAGGGGCCUCWGCUCCCAGGGCCCCCUGUCUGGCCACCAAGGUGGAGCUGACCAUCUCGUGCCAGAAUUUGAUGGACAUGGAUGUUUUCUCCAAGUCGGACCCUGUGUGCAUCUUAUACAUCAACACAUCCAGUUCUCACUGGUAUGAGUUUGGUCGCACAGAGAUGAUCCUAAACUGUCUGAAUCCAAAGUUUGCCAAGAAGUUUGUUCUCGACUACUUCUUUGAGACGGUGCAGAGGUUGAAGUUCUCUGUGUAUGACAUCGACAGUGACAACCAAGACCUGAAGAAGCAUGACUUUCUGGGGGAGUUGGAAUGUACUCUGGGUCAGAUCGUCUCAAACAGGCAGAUGACUCGACCGUUGUUGUUGAAGGAUAACAGGCCUGCCGGUCAUGGGACCAUUACUAUUUGCGCUGAAGAAAUAACAGACACACGAGUGGCAAACUUUGAAGUGUCAGCCCGCAGCCUGGACAAGAAGCGGGUAUUUGUUCAGUUUUUGUGGUGGUCUGAUCCUUUCCUGGAAUUCUACAAGCAAACUGAAAGUGGAUGGCAGCUGGCUCACAGAACAGAGGUCGUUUAUGACAACCAGAACCCAGUUUGGAGACCGUUCCGGAUAACACUUCGAUCUCUCUGUGAAGGAGAUGUGGAAAAACCAAUAAAGGUUGACUGUUACGAUAAUCGUGAAAACGGCUCCCAUGUCCUUAUUGGAAGCUUCAGGACUACACUAGCAGAGAUGUYCGCGCAAACACACUCCUUCCCUGUAGAAUUUGAAUKCAUCAACCCAAAAAAGUUGGACAACAGGAACUAUAAAAACUCAGGUGUCAUCUGCAUAAGGCGUUUUCAGGUGGAAAAAGAAUAUAGCUUCCUGGAUUAUAUAAUGGGAGGGUGUCAGAUYAACUUCACGAUUGCCAUUGACUUUACAGGCUCUAAUGGGAAUCCCACCUCUCCUCAGUCCCUCCACUACAUCAACCCCAAUGGCUAUAAUGAAUACCUGCAGGCCAUAUGGGCUGUGGGUAAUGUCAUCCAAGACUAUGACAGUACCAAGAUGUUUCCUGUGUUUGGUUUUGGAGCCAAAGUUCCUCCAUCCCACCAGGUUUCCCAUGAGUUUGCCAUCAACUUCAAUCCAACAAAUCCAUUCUGUUCAGGCAUAGAAGGAGUGGUGCAGGCGUACCAGCAGUGUCUGCCACAGGUGGAGCUCUGGGGUCCCACCAACUUCGCGCCGAUUAUCAACCACGUGGCCCAUUUCGCCAAACAGGCUCUCCACCAGCACUUGGCUGCACAAUACUUUGUGCUGCUCAUCCUCACAGAUGGUGUCAUCACAGACAUGGACCAGACUCGUGUUGCCAUUGUGGAGGCCUCCCGUCUGCCAAUGUCUAUCAUUAUAGUGGGCGUUGGUGCAGCAGAUUUUAGCGCCAUGGAGUUCCUGGAUAGUGACGACAAACUGCUGUAUACGCCCACCGGGGAAGCCGCCGUCAGAGACAUYGUGCAGUUUGUGCCUUUCAGACAGUUUUACGGUAACAGUGUGGCCCUUGCUCAGAGCGUCCUGGCAGAGCUUCCUGAUCAAGUGGCAUCUUUCUUCAAUGCUUACAAGCUAAAACCUCCCAAUCUUGCAUGUGUGCCGGAGCCUUCCCAAUAAAAUGUGUUAAUUUGUGCCUCCUUCAGACCAGUCUGUAAACUGAGCUCUGCUGCUCUGAAACUCCAGAGCAUAUGGYUUAAAAGUCAAACAAAGGUUUAAAAAAAAUGUGUAUUUUGCAUAUUUUGUAUUCAUACAAUGUUUUAUUUAAAAAUGUGCCUCAAAUUAUUCACAACUGUAAUGAAAAAAUAUUUAAAAAUACGAUUUUCCACCUGCUAAAUGGGGCCAGAGAGACUCUUCAACCGGACCAGAGAGACCCUUUAUUUAAAAUCGACAUCAAGCUUUCAUUUAAGUUGCGUAAUGAAAAUGUUUAGAAGUUAAAGAUAAAACUAGGCUUUUUCUUCAUAUUAUGUUUUUCUUUCAGUGCUAGGAAGCAUCUUGUUUUAAUAAGCUUUCUGCCCCUGUUGGACCACUGUGACAUUUAUAUGAAUGCACCUGUCCUACACAUGCCUACACAGUUUGGAUGCUGUGUAUCACAGUUCAUUAAGGUUCAUAACAGGAUGUAAAACUUUCACUCAUCACUGCACAUCAUUAACAAUUCGUAGGCUCAUGCACUAGUACAUUUUAUCUAUAAAACUAUUUUGGRAUUGUUCCCACCUUACUUGUCCUCAUACCUUUCACUUAGACAGUCCGGUGACAGGCUACGCUCUCAGGACUCGCUCUCCUUCAGUGUUUCGUUAGUACGGUCAGAACUUAGGGAAAAAAAGUCAUUCUGCUCCGUCAACGUGGAACGCUCUACAGCAGGAUAUGAAGUUACGUACUUUGAUUUCCUUGGGACAAUUCAAAUUUCUUCUAAGACAAAACGUGAAAUCUUAUGAAAUGUGCUCUUGUUUUUAGCUCGUUUUAUUAGCUUAUUUAUUUGAGUCAAUUGGAUUUUUUUUUUGUUAUUGUGUGCGUGUGUAUCUUGUGUGUUUGUAAAUUUUGCUUUAUAACAGGUCUCUCUUGGAGAUGAGAUUCUGGAUCUCAAUGAGACUACCUGUAUGAAUAAAGGUAAAAAAAAAAACCAUA
Messenger RNA from Austrofundulus limnaeus, 2922 nucleotides. RefSeq names its product copine-3. Gene Ontology annotation, biological process: ERBB2 signaling pathway; cellular response to calcium ion. Lineage: Eukaryota; Metazoa; Chordata; Actinopteri; Cyprinodontiformes; Rivulidae. Gene Ontology annotation, cellular component: plasma membrane. The transcript has 16 exons. Gene Ontology annotation, molecular function: calcium-dependent phospholipid binding; receptor tyrosine kinase binding. The record is from RefSeq and is a predicted model, not a curated record. The coding region runs from base 274 to 1917 and encodes 547 amino acids.